UCGGGACCUUCGCCCGUCUCCUUCUACCUGAGUUGCGAACCCAAACAAAGAAACCACGCCGAAAAUGAUCCUCGAGAGUGAAAAGAAUCCGAAUAAAAUCGUUUCAUUGCGGGGGCGAUCCCAUACCUGCUGCUGCCUGCCAGGUGUCGAGUAUUGAACCUGCGGUGUAGGCAGCCCACCAUACAGCCGUCUUGCUUUGUGCCAUACCCCCACUUGGUCUGGAGCGCAACCAAACUUGUCAGAAUCCGGAGUUGCUACAUUACACAGUACCGUAAUACCACUGUAUUGUUUUUUUGUCGGAGUGUGCAAUCCGUGGGUUCUGAAAUGGUGUCUGGUGCAGCUUGGGCCCCCCGCGACGCCGCCCCAGCUUUAUAGUGUCUCAGGUGACGUCGGUGCGUGACUCGAGGACUAGCCCCCAAUGGAAAACAGCUCGCAUUCGUCCGCUAACCCCAUUUCGCAGGGGUGUGGCCCACAUUCGCAGAUAUCUAUACAUGUGAGCCCCACCACAGGGGGCGACUUCUACCUCACUGUGGAGCCGGACAUUAGCGUUGAUAAUUUCAAGAAACUCGUCUCGAAAAGACUCAAGGUGCCCAGGGACAGGAUAUGUCUGUUGUUUCGCGAUAAGCAAUUGCAGGACGGGAGUUUGUUACAACAUGGCAUCUCGGACGGUUCAAGAGUCACUUUACUGCCCAACGUCGAAACGGGGCUUAUCACUCAACGUCCCGAAAUAGGAAUAAUGCAAGCCUUAGAAUCUCUGAACGACACCCAAGUAAACGAAUUCUUGUGUGGAAAAGCUCCACUAAAUCUAAGCAUGCGCUUAGGUGACCAUAUGAUGCUAAUCCAGCUGCAGUUAAGCACCGUUUCAGGAACAAAACCACCGAUUGUCUCAGGACCACCACCAACCACCAGUCCACCAAGUCUCCUUCAAGCCUCCAGAAACCUCCAGCACACUUUACGAAGACUGUCUGCCGACGUCUUCUCGGGCCGCGAUAAAGGUCGGCGCGAGAGCGUGUACUCGGGAACGUUCAGCGGUGCUCUAAACCCAGCCUUACAGGACCCGAAAGGGCGUCCGCGUCGCGACGUCGCCACAAUAGUCCACAUCCUCAAUGAUCUCCUAUGCUCUGUUCCUGAGUUCCGACGGGUGAGUCGGAAAGGAUCCGAAGAACCAGUACCUGUCCCCGAACAAGAAGACGAACCGUCAUCGUCUACAUGUAGUGAGGACCAAAACCUGCGCACUCGCGGCAAACUCGAACAGCUUCGUCUCGUCAUGGGGGAGAGACGCGAGCGCAGACGACAACGUAAACAGAAACCGUAUUCGUUGCCUCCUAGUGAUACCGACACCGUAACUGCAUAAAAAAUUACUUUUUUUUCCUUUUUUGUACAUAGUUUUAUUUUUUUCUCUCCUUUCUCUCCAAGAUUUGAUUGGAAGUUAUACGCUAAAGCUCUUGUAAGUUAUAAUGAAGGAAAUACGUGGCUGUGGCUGUGGGUGGAUCAGAGACGGCGGUUCUUGUUGUUUGUAAUUUAAAAGAGUUUUAAUGUAAGCAGCUCUGUAAUGUGCAUUUGUAAGGUCUUUCUUUAAGUUUAGUGAAUUACUAUUAGCAUAAUUGUUUCAAUUCUUCCUUUGUUGUAAUUACUUUUAGACACAAGCAAUUUAAACGUUAGAUGUUAAGACGCAUUCGUUUAAUCAAAGCGAUAUAGGCAGCAGCCUUUACUGAUCAUUCUGUUUUGUUCCAUUUUUGGUAUAGAAAAAAUAUUCAUUGGUUAUGUUUAAUAAAGUAUUUUCCAAAAUU
This is a messenger RNA of Tribolium castaneum (red flour beetle), 1790 nucleotides long. RefSeq names its product stuxnet (gene stx). The transcript is spliced from 4 exons. Lineage: Eukaryota; Metazoa; Arthropoda; Insecta; Coleoptera; Tenebrionidae. Bases 419 to 1354 code for a protein of 311 amino acids. Gene Ontology annotation, molecular function: protein binding. Gene Ontology annotation, cellular component: nucleus. The record is from RefSeq and is a predicted model, not a curated record.